This is a messenger RNA of Anoplophora glabripennis (Asian longhorned beetle), 274 nucleotides long. RefSeq names its product venom carboxylesterase-6-like. Bases 29 to 274 code for a protein of 81 amino acids. The record is from RefSeq and is a predicted model, not a curated record. Lineage: Eukaryota; Metazoa; Arthropoda; Insecta; Coleoptera; Cerambycidae. The transcript has 2 exons.
UUUGUAUCUAAGGAUAGUCCAUCUCGAAAUGUUGUCUAAAUUGGGAUGUCUGUUGUUUGUUCUUUCGUUUGGGAACAGCUUUUGUUCAAGCCAGGAUGAUCUGCCAGAGAUAGACACGCCUUUGGGCAGAGUUCGGGGAUAUUGGAAGAUUUCAGAUGGCAGGAAAUAUGCUGUUUUUGAGGGAAUCCCGUACGCAACACCGCCCGUGGGCGAUCUGAGAUUCGAGGUAAGUCAAAAUAUUUUCAUCUUUAAGGACAAUAAAAAGAAUCAGUAG